Verticillium dahliae VdLs.17 is the source of this 1662-nucleotide messenger RNA. RefSeq names its product glucose-6-phosphate isomerase. The coding region runs from base 1 to 1662 and encodes 553 amino acids. NCBI's taxonomy places the organism in Eukaryota, Fungi, Ascomycota, Sordariomycetes, Glomerellales, Plectosphaerellaceae. Gene Ontology annotation, molecular function: carbohydrate derivative binding; monosaccharide binding; glucose-6-phosphate isomerase activity. Gene Ontology annotation, biological process: glycolytic process; gluconeogenesis; glucose 6-phosphate metabolic process. The transcript has 3 exons. The record is from RefSeq and is a predicted model, not a curated record. Gene Ontology annotation, cellular component: cytosol.
AUGCCUCAAGCCUCCUCCCUACCCGCGUGGGCCGACCUUCAAGCCCACCGCGACAAUGUUGGCAAGAACUUUGUCCUCAAGGAGGCCUUCGCUUCCGACCCUGAGCGCUUUGCCAAGUUCUCUCGCACCUUCGCCACCGCCGAAGGCACCGAGAUCCUCUUCGACUUCUCCAAGAACUUCCUGACAGAGGAGACCCUUGACCUGCUGGUCAAGCUGGCGGAGCAGGCCGAGGUCGAGAAGAAGCGCGAUGCCAUGUUCGCCGGCGAGAAGAUCAACUUCACCGAGAAGCGUGCUGUCUACCACACUGCUCUGCGCAACGUUGGCGGCUGGGACAUGCAGGUGGACGGUGCCAACGUCAUGAACGGCCCCAACGGCGUCAACGCCGUUCUCGAACACAUGAAGGAGUUCUCCGAGCAGGUGCGCUCCGGCGCCUGGACCGGUUUCACUGGAAAGAAGCUGACCAACAUUGUCAACAUUGGCAUUGGUGGUUCUGAUCUCGGUCCCGUCAUGGUCACCGAGGCCCUCAAGCACUACGGCGCCAAGGACACGACCCUGCACUUUGUCUCCAACAUUGACGGCACCCACAUGGCUGAGGCCCUUGCCGCGUCUGAUCCCGAGACCACCCUCUUCCUCGUCGCCUCCAAGACCUUCACCACGGCCGAGACCACGACCAACGCCAACACGGCCAAGACCUGGUUCCUUGAGCAGACCGGCGGCAAGGGCGAGAUUGCCAAGCACUUUGUUGCUCUGUCUACCAACGAGGCCGAGGUCUCCAAGUUUGGCAUUGACACCAAGAACAUGUUCGGCUUCGAGAGCUGGGUCGGUGGCCGCUACUCUGUCUGGAGCGCCAUCGGCCUCAGCGUUGCGCUGUACAUUGGCUUUGACAACUUUUACAAGUUCCUCGGCGGCGCGCACGCCAUGGACAAGCACUUCCGCGAGACGCCCCUCAAGGAGAACAUUCCCCUGCUGGGUGGUCUCUUGAGCGUGUGGUACUCUGACUUCUUCCAGGCCCAGACUCAUCUGGUGGCUCCCUUCGACCAGUACCUGCACCGCUUCCCCGCCUACCUCCAGCAGCUGUCCAUGGAGUCCAAUGGCAAGAGCAUCACCUCUGACGGCACUGCUGCCAAGUACACGACUGGCCCCAUUCUCUUCGGCGAGCCCUGCACAAACGCCCAGCACUCCUUCUUCCAGCUUGUCCACCAGGGCACCAAGCUCAUCCCCACCGACUUCAUCCUGGCUGCCAAGUCUCACAACCCCAUCUCGGACAACCUGCACCAGAAGAUGCUUGCCUCCAACUACUUUGCCCAGGCUGAGGCUCUCAUGGUCGGCAAGACGGCUGACGAGGUCCGCGCCGAAGGCAGCACUCCUGAAGACCUCGUCCCCCACAAAGUCUUCCUCGGCAACCGCCCCACCACCUCCAUCCUCGUCGGCGGCCACAUUGGCCCUGCCGAGCUCGGUGCGCUCAUUGUCUACUACGAGCACCUCACCUUCGUCGAGGGUGCCGUCUGGGACAUCAACUCCUUUGACCAGUGGGGCGUUGAGCUCGGCAAGGUCCUUGCCAAGAAGAUUCUUGGCGAGCUCGACGCCGAGGGCAACGGCGAGGGUCACGACGCCUCGACCGGGGGCCUCAUUGGCGCUUUCAAGCGUUACUCCAAGAUGUAA